Molecule: messenger RNA, 942 nt
Organism: Elephantulus edwardii (Cape elephant shrew)
Lineage: Eukaryota; Metazoa; Chordata; Mammalia; Macroscelidea; Macroscelididae
Product: olfactory receptor 6M1-like
Exons: 1
Coding region: 1-942 (313 amino acids)
Biological process (GO): G protein-coupled receptor signaling pathway
Cellular component (GO): membrane
Molecular function (GO): olfactory receptor activity; G protein-coupled receptor activity
Source: RefSeq, a predicted model, not a curated record
AUGCAAAAUCAGACCACAGUAACUGAAUUUAUACUGACUGCUUUCCCUGCUCUCCAGAAGCUUCAGAUUUCCCUCUUUGUGGUUCUCUUGUUUAUUUACAUGCUUACUCUGACAGGAAAUAUUGUCAUCAUUUCUCUAAUAUGGAUUGAUACUCGCUUCCAAACCCCAAUGUACUUCUUUCUCAGCAAUUUGUCAGUUUUGGAUAUUCUAUAUACUACUUCAAUUACUCCAAAGCUGUUAUCCUGUCUCAUAGAAGAAAAGAAGACUAUAUCCUUUGCUGGGUGCAUCACUCAAACAUAUUUCUACUUCUUCCUGGGGACAGUAGAGUUCAUCCUUUUGGUUGUUAUGUCCUUUGACUGCUAUGUGGCCAUCUGUAACCCCCUGCGAUACGCCAUCAUCAUGAACAGUAGAGUCUGCCUUCUGAUGGUUCUAAGCUGCUGGGUGGGAGCCUUCCUGUCAGUGCUGUGUCCCACUAUCGUGGUGUCCAGGUUACCUUUCUGUUAUAAAGAAAUUAGACAUUUCUUCUGUGACAUUGCCCCUCUGUUACAGGUGGCCUGUAUUGAUACUCAUUUCAUUGAGAAGAUAAACUUCCUCUUAUCUUCCCUCAUCAUCCUGACCUCGCUAAUGCUCACCACUGUGUCUUACACCUACAUCAUCACCACCAUCUUACGCAUCCCCUCAGCCCAAGGACGUCAGAAGGCCUUUUCCACCUGUGCUUCUCACAUCACCAUCCUCUCCAUUGCUUAUGGGAGUAAUAUCUUCAUGUAUGUGAGGCCCAGCCAGAGCCAUUCGCUGGAUUUUGACAAAGUUACUGCCGUUCUCGUCACAAUGGUUACACCUCUGCUGAAUCCUUUUAUUUAUAGUUUGAGGAAUGAAAAGGUAAAGGAAGCUUUGAGAGAAGCAAUCAAUAGAUUUGGGUUCUUGUUCCACAAGAGAACUUGA